CGUGCCGGGCUGUGCCCCACGCUGUGUGUGGUACCGGGGACACGGGGGAUCUGUGUCACCGCCGCUGCAGCCGCGACCCCGGCAUCCGCCGUGUCAGGCCUCUGCCAGCACAAAGCCCGAAUGGCUGUAGAGCAGCUGAAGAAAGGUGACGCCAGCCCCAGCACAGUGCCCCCUGUAUAUCCUUGCUCGUCCUCAGCUCCUGCCGACCCUGGGGCAUCCUGCUACCCGCUGGAUGUGCUUCAUGCCGUCCCACUACCCAGUGAGGUACCUGUGUCCCUUGGGCGCUUCUGUGUCCGGGGCUGCUUCAGCCCUUCAGUAAAACCCAUAUCCUCCAUACACCUGUAUGGCACUGCUAUGGGAUCAGGAAGACAUCGUGUGUAGACCCCACAUGCCCCUCAUGCAAGCUCAUAUCCAGGCCACCUGCCAUGGCCUCGCCCUGCCCAAUGAGGCGCCGGGGUCUGGGCAGGGUUGCCCAUGGCCAGGAGUCACUGGGCAGUGCCCAUGGAGCACCCCAGGGGUGGCUGCCUGGAGGGAGCAGUGAGCAGAUGGCAGGGCGGGCCGAGCUGACAAUCCCCUAAUCCCAUCAAUGCCGCAGGCGCUGAGCAGAGCCGAGCUGGGCCAUGGCGGGCACACGGGCACGCGGGCACCUCCUGCACCCGCUGCUCUUCCAGCUCUGCUGUGGUUGUCACGGGCUCCGUGUGUCCACGAGCACACGUAUCCUCUACACGCUCCUGCAUGUCCUGGCCUCUGCUGUGUGCUGCCUCAUGCUGUCCCGCACCGUGGCCCAGGCUAUCACGGAAAAGGUGCCCUUCUCGGUGGUGCUGUGCCAACACCUGCCCGGGGGCACAGACUGCGAGUGGCUGGUGGGCUCCUCGGCUGUGUACCGGGUCUGUUUUGGCACUGCCUGCUUCCACCUGGCACAGGCUGCCCUGCUGCUCAACGUGCGCUCCAGCUCUGACUGCCGUGCGCAGCUCCACAAUGGGUUCUGGCUCCUGAAGCUGCUGGUGCUGGUGGGCCUCUGGGCUGCCAGUUUCUUCAUCCCUGAGGACAACUUCAUCCAAGCCUGGCACUACAUAGGUGUCUGUGGGGGCUUCGCCUUCAUUCUCAUCCAGCUGGUGCUGAUCACAGCCUUUGCACACACCUGGAACAAGAACUGGCUGACAGGCGCUGCCCAGGACAAGCGCUGGUAUCUGGCUGUGCUGCUGGCCACAGCCACCUUCUACACCCUUGCCUCUGCCGCCUUCUCCUUCCUCUACAAGUUCUACACCCACCCAGCCGCCUGCCACCUCAACAAAGCGCUGCUUGCGAUCAAUGGCAGCCUCUGUGGCAUCAUGUCCUUCAUCUCCAUUACGCCAUGCAUGCGGCUCAAGCAGCCGCGGUCAGGGCUGCUGCAGUCCUCGAUCAUCAGCUGCUAUGUGAUGUACCUCACCUUCUCUGCACUGUCCAGCCGUCCCCCAGAGAGAGUGCUCUACAAGGGGCAGAACCUCACCGUGUGCUUCCCGGCGGUCCAGCAGGAUGAGCUGCAGACAGAGGACACCACCGUCGCCGUGCUGGGUGCUGCUAUCAUGUAUGCCUGCGUGCUCUUUGCAUGCAAUGAAGCCUCCUACCUUGCUGAGGUCUUUGGGCCCCUCUGGAUGGUCAAAGUCUACAGCUUUGAGUUUAAAAAACCUUCCUGCUGCUUCUGCUGCCCUGAGAAUAUGGAGGAGGAGCUGAAAGGUGACUGCAGUGUCCGUGUGGGAGAGUGGGCAGAGCCUGUGUCCCAGCCUGGGAGUGCUGGCAAGGGAGGGAUGCAGGAGCUGUCAUGCCCCCACACUCUCCCAGACAGCAACCAUACAUGUGAGCAAGUGGAGGAGAGUGCCAGGGGACAGUUCAUCAUCCAGGAUGAGCAGGACCGGGUGGUCUACAGCUACUCAGCUUUCCACUUUGUCUUCUUCCUUGCCUCGCUCUACGUUAUGAUGACACUCACCAACUGGUUCAGCUACGAGAAUGUGGUGCUGGAGACCACCUUCACGCAUGGCAGCUGGUCAACCUUCUGGGUGAAGGUGUCCUCGUGCUGGGUUUGUGUCCUGCUCUACCUGUGGCUGCUGCUGAGCCCCUUCUGCCUCCAUGGCUCCCCACAGCACCGGUGCGGCAGUACAGGGUCGCGCAUCGUGCGGCGCCGACGUGCUCCACAGCGCAUCAACGUCUCCACAUAGUCCCUGCCAGGACAAACUCUGCCUGGGGCUGGUCCCUGCCGUGCCCUGUGCCUGUGCCCUGGCCCUGCUUGGUCCUCCUGGCCUCCCCUGAGACCCCAUCCCAGGAGAAAGCAGCAUCUGAGAGCCUGAGGGGAACCCUGGGAGGUGGAUGCUGCCUGGGAUACUGGCCCUGUGCUGAGCCAGGGCCACCCAAAGAGCCAGAGCAAGCUGGUGGCAGGUGCUCAGCCCACAGCCUGGUUGCCCUGGUUCCAUGGGGUGCACUGGGGGAGCAGGGCUCUGUCCCAGCUGCCAUGCCAUGGUGCAUUCACUGUAAAUACCUGCUUCAAUACAUUUUUAUAUAAAAUUCUGAACUGA
This is a messenger RNA of Corvus hawaiiensis (hawaiian crow), 2549 nucleotides long. It is a transcript of the gene SERINC4, whose product is annotated as serine incorporator 4. Gene Ontology annotation, cellular component: membrane. The transcript has 11 exons. NCBI's taxonomy places the organism in Eukaryota, Metazoa, Chordata, Aves, Passeriformes, Corvidae. The coding region runs from base 621 to 2195 and encodes 524 amino acids. The record is from RefSeq and is a predicted model, not a curated record.